ACACCAUGAUAAUCUUAUUAUUUUUUUAUCUGGGAAAAAAGUCACAGCUUCAAUAUAAGUGAAGAAGAAGAUUAUAUUUGUUCAAGUUUAUUCAAGUUUAUUCAAGUUUAUUCAAGUUUAGUCAAAAGUGAACUUACUGAACCGGAGAAAAAGCGACAGUCUUAAACUUCUUGCAGCGUGUUAUUGGACACUUUUGCUGCACUGCCAUCGACGAGAAGACAUCCGUGUAUUAAAGGUUUUCAAAAGAUGAUCAAAUUAACUUUUUAAAGCAUGCAUUAAACAACCAACACAAUGUUAUUUUGCUUGGAAACAGGGAGCAGUCGUUUGCAAGAUUUGCAUUUCGUUCCUAAGCGUUGCGCCCAGUGAAUGCGCGCUCCCGCGGACGGGGAUACAAUUCCUGGCGGGGAUAAGCACUGACACGACACCAGUCGAUCCCUUAUUGACAACGCAUUUAUUCAACCCUCAUUAACUGUCAUUCAUUGUGGGCAUGAGGGAUGAGAUCGCGUUGGAAAUCUUGAUGCUCCCAUUCGAUCGAUUUUUGGACGCAGUUCUCUGGGAUUUGUUUUGUGGAAUUGCUGUGAAAGUUUUCUUGAAUGCUCAGGGGCUUGUGACAGGCUGCGCGUGCUUUGCAUAACGGCAGUGGGCUAUUGUUACAUCUGCGGAGGAUUUGGGAGCUCCAGCAUGCGUAAUUUAUGCGUUAUCGUCGUGGCGUGCUUUGCGCUUUUCUCACGAGGCUCCGGAGCUCCAAAACUUUUGAAUUCAGAUUCCAGGUCUCAGCUGGAGAGAAGCGCGGAGCAAAGUGAUUUACUGCAAGAGGAGAUUGAGGGUGAAGAGAGCUCCAUCUCACAGCUGCUGGGGGAAUUUGACAAGGUGAGAGCCCUCUCGGAAGGCUCCGACUGCCGGUGUAAAUGUGUUGUCAGACCCCCGAGCAGGAGCGCAUGUCGGGGGACGGAAAACGGGGGUGCGUCGUCCCAGGAUUUCUACACCGUGGAGGCAAUCGCCUCAGGACCGGACUGCAAGUGCACAUGCAACACACCUCCGUCGGCGGUCGACCCUUGUGAGGGGCAAUCCAGUCUUAAAAAACCCGGGGAGGCUGGAAACGAACAUUUCCAGCUGUCAACUCUACUGGAAGUGUUGGAGCGCUCCUUCUCUGGAAUGGAUUUGUUGAAGCAGCACUCCAUUACCAGUAAGCUCUUAGAAUGCGUGGAUCACAUCAAUAAGGUGGUGUCUGCAAACCAAACUGUGGAUGACGGGAAGCCACAAGAGAGUCCUCCAAGCCAGCUAGAACUGAUUGAAAGUCCAUCUAUUGCUCUUCCUCAGCCUGAGCUGGGGCUUGAUAAGGAUGGAAGAGCCUCAGCUUAUCGCAUCCCCGAGGAGAAGUAUGACGGAGGGUUUAUUGUGGAAAAUCCCCCCUCCACACGGACAGAUGGCUCUGGUCAGGUCGCUGAGGUCAGACCUCAGGUGACUCCAAAAAACAUGGCUGACAGGGAGACGUCAAGGGAGUGGAAGACUGCCGCGAGGGAAGUCAUCAGAAGGACUUUUUAUAAAUCUGAGGCAGAGCCUAUGGUGGCGGAUGAUGGGGAUCCCGGAGAGAACUAUUUUGAAUAUCAUGGAUUCAGUGGUGAUGGUUCACCCGACCUUCUCAUCGAAGAGGACCUUCUCUUACACAAAGCGCCUUGGUACAAAACGGCAGCAGGACAGAAAACAGGAGGUUCGAUACAUGGAAGGAUGACAAAACUGUCAAUAGAAACAGAAGAAACUGAGUCCAUCUCAGUAACUCCUGAUGAGGAUACCGUUGACAAUACAACUAAACCAGCUUCCACGGAUGACAAAUUGUUGAUGCCAAGCGUCAGUUUUAGUCCAACCGGCAAAAUAUUCAACCUCGAGAUGACAAACGCAAAUCCUCAGCCUACUCAAGGAGUUACAGUUGGGAUCACUGUGUCGCCAACUCCAGAAGUUGCUUCUUCAGCCAUCACACUUAAAGAAAUAGCCCGAACUACAACAAACACAACACAACAGUUUGACAAUAACUCCACAAAAGAAAUGCUCCCGACAUCAGCAACCGGAAAUGCACAUGUUCCCGAGACGGGAACCUCCGAUGUUCCGUUGGGAGACCGUACGCAAGCCUUACUGGGCAGUACAGUACCGAGCGAUCUAACACAACGUCCCGAUUCUGUAGCCUCAGUCACCAGCCCGCCAUCUGCUGCUACAACUACCGCGGCCCAGAGCCUUUUGACCCCAGCUCCUGAAAUUCCAAAACCCUCUACACAGGCCAGGGCUGUAGCAGAACAAAAAGAAAGAAAUUCCACCUCUUUUCCGAACUCGUCCUCAGCCACCGUUACAAGCACCCCGAGACAGACCCCUCAGGUCAAACAGAAAUACAGCUGGGAGAAGGAAGAGGGCAAAGGACACUUGGAUACUGCCGAACCAAACGAGAGACAAGAGGAAUCAACUUCAAAGAAACCUGGGGAAUGUAAGGACACGUUGGCAACCAUCUCUGAGCCAGUCACUCAUAACACAUAUGGCAAGACUGAGGGAGCCUGGAUGAAGGACCCAAAGGCUGCGGAUAACAAAAUAUAUGUCACCAACUACUACUACGGAAACAACCUCUUAGAGUUCUACACCUUGGAGAGUUUCAAGAAAGGCCGUUUCACCAACUCCUACAAGCUUCCUUACAACUGGAUCGGGACAGGCCACGUGGUGUACGGCGGGGCCUUCUACUACAACCGGGCCUUCUCCCAAGACAUCAUCAAGUACGAUCUGCGGCAGCGCUACGUGACCGCCUGGACCAUGCUGCACGACGCCCUGAUCGAGGAGUCCUCGUCACCUUGGGAGUGGCGCAGCUUCUCGGACAUAGACUUUGCCGUCGACGAGAGCGGCCUGUGGAUUGUCUACCCGGCGCUAGACGACGAGGGGUUCUUACAGGAGGUGGUGGUCCUGAGCCGUCUGGACCCCACGGACCUCAGCAUGCGGCGGGAGACCACUUGGAGAACUGGACUUAAAAGGAACAGUUUCGGGAACUGCUUUGUGGUGUGCGGUGUGCUUUACGCUGUUGACAGCUAUAACCAAAAGGUCGCCAACCUAGAAUAUGCCUUCGACACACACACAAAUACUCAAAUGACUCCCAGAAUGCCCUUCAUCAACAACUACACCUACACCACUCAGGUUGACUACAAUCCUAAAGAAGGUGUUUUGUAUGCAUGGGAUAAUGGACACCAAGUCACAUAUAACAUCAAGUUGGCCUAUGUAGACCCUUAGUGAGAGCUUGAAAUUUUCUUUGGAUUGUAGAUCAGUCCAAAUGGGCCUUUGUAGGGAGAUAUACGGGGCCAAAUGUACAUAUAUAUUUAGCAAUAAUGUUUUAAUUGUUCCAUAUUAGGAAUUUUUCUAAAAAUCUGUGCCUGAAAUGAAUAAAACAGCGACCCUAUUACCAGUCAAACAAGUUUUACUUUAUAUACUGAAAUACUUGAUCAAGUCAGUGACUUGUGUAAACAAAUUGUUCAUAUCUUUCUCUCAUAAAAAAAAAUGUAUAUAUAUUUUUU
Menidia menidia (Atlantic silverside) is the source of this 3539-nucleotide messenger RNA. The record is from the annotation of a GenBank genome assembly. NCBI's taxonomy places the organism in Eukaryota, Metazoa, Chordata, Actinopteri, Atheriniformes, Atherinopsidae.